AUGGCCAGGGAGGGCAAGCUUCGCAUCGGCGCCUUUCCUGACUUCCGCACUGCAGUGGAUGAGUUGAAAAUGGCUGGGGCAAACAUGAAGCCCCCGGAGUUUGAGUGCUGCGUUCCAUUGGGGGACGGGUCUCUUGUGGUGAAGCAGGCCCUCAUCGAUUUAUGGACGGUGAAGAACAAAGAGUUUACACUCGACGCAGAGGCUGUUCUCCAAGAGCACAACAAGCGGUGGAACACAAAAGGCGUGAAGAGGGGCGCAGAGACCCAAGACCCAAAUGGUGGUUAUGAUGAAACGAGCCCGCCAGCAAAACGCAUCCGAGUUGACAACAUGGCCAUGGUUACUGAGCAAGAGACGCACAUGGAAGACAAGUUCACCUUGGCAUGCGGCACCUUUCGCCUGGUCUAUGACAGAAAGACCGAGCAAUUAUGGAUUCGGGCAGAGGACAAAGCCAAGGAGGCGGUGCAGGUUGGUGGCAAGACAGAACUAUUUGGAUAUGGCAGUGGGGAAUGGCUCGAGGGCAGCGCGUGCAAAGAUGUCAUGAGUGACGUUGGGGCCUCUGGGAGGUGGAUUGCCUUCUGCCUGAAGAACCCCAACGAGCAAAUCAUCAUGGAGUGUGAUAAAAAAGUGCCUGACCACCUGAAGCAGGCCAACAUCUACAACCAAGCAACUUGGUUUGAAUAA
Effrenium voratum is the source of this 681-nucleotide messenger RNA. The record is from the annotation of a GenBank genome assembly. NCBI's taxonomy places the organism in Eukaryota, Dinophyceae, Suessiales, Symbiodiniaceae.